GCAGAAUUGGCAACAUUUCUUGUCGACGUGGGAAGGGAGGGAUUCGGACACAAACAAACGGCCACGGGUUUGAUGUUGGGCUAUGUUACAGAUAAAUGUGACAUGUCAGGUGUGUUUGAUAGAUAACUCCGUGACAUUUUAAACAUGUGGCUCCAACCUGAUGAGAAUCUGCUGAAAAACGCGUUUAAAUUAUGGGUCACCGAGGAGGAUAACGAGUAUUUCGUACUGCAAAGGAGACGGGGUUACGGAGAAGGUGGAGGCGGUUUGACAGGCCUCCUUGUGGGAACUCUGGAUACUGUGUUGGACUCCACAUCCAAAGUUGCUCCCUACCGCAUUCUACACCACACACCCGACUCACAAGUGUAUUGGACCAUAGCAUGUGGUGUCACCAAAGAGGAGAUUGUUCAGCACUGGGAUUGGCUGCAGCAGAACAUCAUGAGGACACUCUCUGUUUUUGACUCCAGCGAAGACAUCACCAGCUUUGUACAGGGAAAGAUUAGAGGUCUUAUUGCUGAGGAGGGGAAAUCAUCCCUGGUGCAGGAGGAAGAUCCCGAGAAGUUCCGAGAAGCACUUUUGAGGUUUGAGAAGUGGUUUGAGCUGCCACCGAAGGAAAAACUGGUCACAUAUUACUCAUGCAGCUACUGGAGAGGCAAAGUGCCCUGUCAGGGCUGGCUCUACCUCAGCACAAACUUCCUCUGCUUCUAUUCAUACCUGCUGGGAGCUGAGGUGAAACUAAUCAUCUCCUGGGAUGAGAUCUGGAGGCUGGAGAAGACCUCUAACGUCAUCCUGACUGAGAGCAUCCAUGUCUUGGCUCAUGGGGAGGAUCACUACUUCUCCAUGCUGAUGCACCUUAAUGAAACAUUUGUUAUCAUGGAACAGCUGGCUGACUACUCCAUCAAGCGCCUUUUUGAUAAAGAGGCCUUCCAGAGAGAGCCAGCGCUCUCCGACCCCAUGCAAAUUACCAAGAGAGGCCUCGAAGCGCAUGCAAAGAGUGAGCAGUUCCGGACAUUUUUCAGGCUUCCCAAAGAGGAGAACCUGUUAGAGGUGCAUGAGAGCUUCCUGUGGGUGCCCUUCAGCCAUUUUAACACACUUGGCAAGAUCUGUCUGUCUGAGAACUACCUGUGUUUCGCCAGCCAAGAUGGAAGCCAAUGCCAUGUCAUCAUUCCAAUGAGAGAAGUUAUUAAUGUUGAGAAGUCAGACUCCAGCAGCAGGGCUUUAACGGUGUGUGUGCGUGGCAAGAAGGCGCUGCGUUUCGCCGAGGUGCGGGACUACCAGCGACUUGCCAACUCAAUCCGUAGCAAGUGUGGGAUAAGUGCGAGCCCUCAGCACUCUGCAUCAUCGGACGCCAUACGAGGCGCGUGCCAGUCCCUCAUCAAUCACUUUGAGGACAACCCAGAGGACGUAACACUGAUGGUAGGACAGAAAGACAGCAGCAAGGCUGUAAGCACCGAGGCCCUCAUGACUGUUUUCCACCCCCAGGAUGUUGAAAACCUUGACCCCAAAAUGCUUAAAGAAAAGAUGAAGGAACAGUCUUGGAACAUCCAUUUUUCUGAAUAUGGACGUGGCACAAGUAUGUUCUUCACCAGAAAGACACGAGACCUGAUUGUUCGUGGUGUUCCUGAGGCCUUGAGAGGGGAGCUGUGGAUGCUCUUUUCAGGAGCUGUGAACGACAUGGCCACUCAUCCCGGCUAUUACACUGAUCUGGUUGAACAGUCUCUGGGCACAAGCACUUUGGCGACGGAUGAGAUCGAGAGAGACUUGCACCGCUCUCUGCCAGAGCACCCUGCCUUUCAGAGUGACACUGGAAUCUCAGCUCUACGCAGAGUGCUCACUGCCUAUGCAUACAGGAACCCUAAAAUUGGCUAUUGCCAGGCCAUGAACAUUCUCACCUCAGUUCUCCUGCUCUACGCAAAAGAAGAGGAGGCUUUCUGGCUCUUAGUGGCUGUCUGUGAGAGGAUGCUGCCGGAUUACUUUAACCGCCGAAUUAUUGGUGCUUUGGUUGACCAGGCGGUGUUCGAGGACCUGAUUCGAGAAAACCUCCCCCAGCUGGUGGAGCACAUGACAGACCUGAGUUUCUUCUCAUCCGUGUCCUUGUCGUGGUUCCUCACUCUCUUCAUCAGUGUCCUGCCCAUAGAGAGCGCUGUGAACGUGGUGGACUGUUUUUUCUACGACGGCAUAAAAGCUAUUCUGCAGCUCGGCCUGGCAGUGCUGGACUACAACAUGGAGGCUCUGAUCAGCUGCCAGGACGAUGCAGAGGCCGUCACCAUCCUCAACAAAUUCUUUGACAGUGUGACAAACAAAGACAGCCCUUUGCCUCAAACAGUGCAGCAAGCUUCAGUGAGCAAUAACGAUAAAACAUCCCACAUUAAUGUGGACAUCAGUGAACUGAUUAAAGAAGCCUAUGAGAAAUAUGGAAAUAUCCGUUCAGAGGAAGUCGAGAGUUCACGGAAAAGAAACAAACUGUAUGUGAUCCAGACACUGGAGGAUACAACCAAACAAAAUGUGAUCCGGGUGGUGACCAAUGAAGUCAGAUUCAGUCCCUCACAUUUGGACAGGCUUUAUAACUUGUUCAAAAGGCAGCAUUUCCUCUGCUGCUACUGGACAAUGAAGAGUCCGGCUCUGCUCCAUCAUGACCCCAGCCUGGCCUAUUUGGAGCAGUACCAGUUGGGUUUUCAACAGUUCAGCAUGCUCUUCUCCCUGCUGGAGCCCUGGGCUUUCUGCAACCCCAAGAGCACCCUCUCCCUCUGGAUCUUCCGCUUGAUAGAUGAGAACCAGGACGGCCUCGUCAACUUUAAAGAGUUCUGCUGUGCUCUUGAUACUUUGUACAGUGGAUCGUUCACAAAUAAGCUGAAAUUCCUCUUCAAGCUGCACCUGCCACCAGCUUUUACAGGUAGUCCUUUGCACAUUAAGGAACAAAGAAUCCAGCACUUUACUCCAGUGCCUGAAGACUCUUCUCACUUGAGUAGACUUGCUGCAUUUGAUCUACCAGAAGAUGGUGUGAUAAGGAAAAGCCCUGAAAGAGGUAGAGGAAAAGUGGACCUGCAGGCCUACCUGAAACAAUGGCAAAACGAAAUACUUAAAAAAGAGGAAACCAUCAAGGACCUACCCCGAAUUAAUCAGACUCAGUUCAUCCAGUUCUCCAAGACCCUGUACAACAUUUUUCAUGGCGAUCCAGAGGAGGAGUCGCUGUACCAAGCCGUGGCCCACGUAACCAGCCUUCUCCUGAGGAUGGAAGAGGUGGGACGGAGGCUGCAUGAGUCAAGCAGCCCGCCCGAGUCCACAAAACCUGCCAACACUGCUGCUGCGGAGUCUUCAACCCAAGAAGGUUCUACUACCCCAGAGAACUCUGGGACCUCCAGCUCCUGCAACAGUCGGGAUGCAGGGCCCGACCUCACAGAGAUGGAUUGGUCGUUUUCGUUUGAGCAGGUCCUGGCUUCUCUGCUCAACGAGCCGACCAUAGUCCGCUUCUUUGAAAGGCCUGUUGACAUUCAGACUAAACUGGGACAAGCUAAGGUUGCCCAGCUGAAACUAAAGGCAAAUAAGUGAAAGGAUACAUUACUGAAUUGAUACUUUAAUUCUAAUUAAAACCCAGAUAUCACCAUGAUUUUCCUUUCUCCACUUGGAUAGGGCAGCAGUUUUUUUUUGCAAGGGAGACAGUGAAAUAACUGCUAAAGUGGUAUCAUAAAUGAAAAGGAGACAUCAGGUUUUAAAAUCUGCGGUGCAAAGUGUGUGUGUGGCUUCGAUGAUGAUGAUCAGCAACGAUGGCUAAUGAAAAAAAUAAGUCACUUUAAGACACAAGCACUGUUGUUACAGUCCAUUGACCAACACCUUCAGUGCAUUUUCAUGUUAGGCCUUGUUGCGUACCGUAAUCUGUCAAAUCUGAUUAUGCAUUAGGGUUUUACAUUCUCUUAUGUAGCCUCAGAUUUUUGGGAUUUUAUGAAAAUUUAGUUUUUUUCCCUUUUUAUGCCAUGAAGCACAUACAUUAUAGUUUUGUUUUGUGCAUGGGAUAUACAGUACUGUCCCCUAUAUUUAGAAACAUGACAGAAGAGUUUGUCCUUCCGUCUGUCUCAUGCUGAGGUUCACAUCCAUAACCGGAAGAUUCUCCCUCUUGAUAUCUUGAUACAUUUUCUUUUUGCAGAUAACUAGGCACUGCGAUAGUGAAACAAACUGUAAAUGCUGACUUGUUCCGUGAAUUUAGUGUCUACUGUUCUUAGGCAGCAUUAGUGUUAUUCCGUAAAUGUCAAUUUAUUGUGAGAAAACACCAGCAUUCCAGUUGGAGACAGAAUAGACAAUAGUACAGUGAGUAAGGAUAAGCAGUAGUGUUGUCCUUGAAAGCCAUAAUAAAUUCAGCGAUUAUCUGAGUGAGGAUGUCAGAUACAUUUAAUGGAGAGCAUGAAAGAUUCAAUUAUGGUAUUAUACAUUUGCAAUAACACACAAGAGGAUGCCGUACUGCCACACUCAUUUGUCUCGUUCCCCCACAUGCAGUAACAAUAUUUUAGCAUGACUUCAAGUAUGUCAUACUGGAAACAAUGGUCUGUCAAGGUAAAAUAGCUUGAAUCUAUAGUUCUGCUGCAGGGAAACCUUCUGCAUACGCUUCAGAUAAUGUGCAGUGCGUUAUCUUCAGAGUGUGAUUGUUUGAUGUACUGUUCGCUUAUGUCCGUCUUACUGUAUUUGUAGGAUGUUCUCUAGUAUAAGUGCAGCAUUUUGUACAUAAAGAUCAGUUUAAAUGUUGUUUACUGUAUAUAUAAGGCUUAAGAUAUGGAGCUUUUGAAGGACAUUUUGUUUUAUCAAAUCUCAGGGUGCAAUUUGUGUAAAAUAAUAAGGAGAAAAGGGAUAUUUUAUUCAACCUGAGAUAUAUAAAGUAUAUGAGUUAUAUAUGGCUUACAAAUGUCUGUAACAUUAAAAUAUUGAGCAUGUGUAGCAUAGUUACAGGAUUUGCCACAUUAUGCUAGCUUUCAAUGAAUAGCAAGUAUUACUGCUCGCUAAAGAAAGCCAGAUUUGGCUUUCAAUAUUUUAGUUUCCUUUUUAUCUGUGCAAUUUCUGCUGCCUUUUUUUUGCAUCUAUCUCAGUGAAUCAUUUGCACAGAUUUUUAAGAUUCAUACUUGGUGAGAAAUGCUCGUAUCUUGGCCAGAUCUCAAAGGCGUUAGAUUCCAAAAGGUCAUGACUGCUGCAGCUGCAGCUUGUCAUCUCAAGGGGCCAUAUUCAUAGAGCUUUAUCUCUGCUUGUCUGGGGGGGGGGUAAGAAGCUGUUAAAGCGCAAGUGCAAUUCUGUGUCCUAUAUUUGUCUUUAUUUGCUGUUUAAUUUAAGAUUUUAGGAGCAAUCUGAAAUGUAUUUCAUUUUGUAAUUAUUGGGUUAGAUAGUUUCAGUGAAUUCUACAUACUCUUUGAAAAUAAGCUUUUUGCAAAGACCCAUCACUCAUUCAAACUGAACAGACAAAUUUCUCACUGGUUACGUGACUAAUGUAAAAAAAUAAAUAAAUAGACAGAAUAUUAAAAUACUCCUCAUUCUUCUUUGAUGUGUUACUGCUUAAAUCCAAAGCUCGAUAUGUGAUUUCAGGCUAGAACCUAAAGCCAUAAUGAAACUACUGAAGUGGCAGAGUUUCAAAACAGCAACUCUAUUUCCAUUAUUUAAAACAAUCAUGGUCUGACCAUUUCAGUAUGGAUGUUCCCCGGCAGUUUCAUGCUGCAUUUCUAACGUCUCUGAAUGUCAUGAAAUUAUUAUUAUUAAAUGCAAAUUACAACCUCUUGGGAUCUUUCUGUGAGGGUCCUGAGUUUCUCAUUUUAUUUAAUUGCUUAGUCUAUUUCGGACUAUUUGAGAAUAUCUUAAAGAUUAGAAAUUUUUGCUCUCAAGAAUUCUUGUGCAGGGCUUUAUAGAGAAAGACAUGUUGAAAAGUGAUCAAAACAAACCCUGGGAUGCCCACUAAUAUCCAAACUAUUUCUUUAGGCAUAGCUUUUGGAAAAAAAAAGGCCCCUAAGAUGAUGUUUUCUAGCUCCAAAUAGCAAGUGGUUUCCGCUUGGUAGGGAAAUAAAUGAAAGUAGAUGGCUUUUUCAUCCCUCUGGCAUGCUGUCAGAUUUGCCAUUAAGCAUCAGAGUGUAUACAGUAGGCAAGGAUACUUCUCCAGUUCCUACAUAAGUAUAUGAUUAAUCAAGUCCUCAGAUGUGCAAGUGUAGUCUACAGCUUUUAUAGCCUGUAGAUUUUUGAUCAAAAGCUUGUUUUGCAAAAUAUGGGUAGCACAUAUAUUUCUGUUUACCUGCUUGAUUAUGAUUUAUGAAUUUUGUAUGUCCAUUCAAAGGUAUCAGAAUAAAGAGUGAUGAUUCUAUGAAUAAUA
Etheostoma spectabile (orangethroat darter) is the source of this 6328-nucleotide messenger RNA. It is a transcript of the gene tbc1d8b, whose product is annotated as TBC1 domain family member 8B. The transcript is spliced from 21 exons. Gene Ontology annotation, molecular function: calcium ion binding. Lineage: Eukaryota; Metazoa; Chordata; Actinopteri; Perciformes; Percidae. The record is from RefSeq and is a predicted model, not a curated record. Bases 145 to 3546 code for a protein of 1133 amino acids.